GACCGGCGUUGCGCGGGCGUCUUUCAGUCAGUAGAGGGGGAGACCCGGGAGCGGACCUGAGUCGGGUCGGUGCCCGUUGCCGCCGCCAUCAUGUUCCGCUGCCGCGUGGCUACCAGGCUAGUGCGGGCGCUGGGCCCAAGGUCACGGGGUCGUGCGGGAACAGGCAACUUCUUUCAGCGAUGGAAAGUUCCCUUAGAAGUUCAGCUGAGCAGACAAAUGACUAGUUCUGGUGUUCCGGGAGGCAAAGGCGAAAAUACUGUCUUUGCCUUUCUUGUGGGCUUAUCCGCCUUAGGAGCAGGGGCCUAUGUGUACAAGACACUAAGAGAAGAUCAAAAGCGGUAUAAUGAGCGCAUUGCAACAAUGGAUCAGCGCCCCAAACAGGAUGCAAAACCCCUGUCAGAAGCAGAUGCUGCCUCCCAGAGCACAGCAGCCCAAGAAACAGAAGCAGCCUCUCGCCCAGAAGUUCCGUCCCAUGCUCCUUUCCUCCUAAUUGGUGGAGGCACUGCUGCUUUUGCUGCAGCCAGAUCCAUCCGAGCUCGAGAUCCUGGGGCCAGGGUACUGAUUGUGUCUGAAGACCCUGAACUUCCAUACAUGCGGCCGCCACUUUCCAAAGAACUGUGGUUUUCAGAUGACCCAGAUGUCCCAGAAACGCUGAGGUUCAAGCAAUGGAAUGGUAAACAGAGGAGUAUAUACUUCCAGCCACCUUCUUUCUAUGUAUCUGCAUGUGACCUGCCUCACUUAGAGAAUGGUGGAGUGGCCGUCCUCACUGGAAGGAAGGUGGUCCACAUGGACAUCAGAGGCAACAUAGUGAAACUUGACAACGGUGCAGAGAUCUCCUACGACAAGUGCUUAAUUGCCACAGGUGGUUCUCCAAGGAAUCUUCCUGUGAUUGAGAGGGCAGGCAAAGAGGUGCAGCAGAGGGUCACCCUUUUCCGGAAGGUUGAAGAUUUCCGUUCACUGGAGAAAAUUUCCAGAGAAGUCAAGUCAGUCACCAUUAUUGGCGGUGGUUUCCUGGGUAGUGAGUUAGCCUGUGCUUUGGGGCGAAGAGCACAGUCAAUGGGCCUAGAAGUGAUCCAGAUGUUCCCAGAGAAUGGCAACAUGGGCAAAGUUCUUCCUGAGUACUUGAGCCACUGGACCACCAACAAAGUCAGGCGAGAGGGAGUGAAUGUGAUGCCCAAUGCCAUUGUCAAGUCUGUAUCUGUUGUUGGAAACCGGCUGCAAAUAAGACUGAAGGAUGGAAGGAAAGUGGAGACCGAUCACAUUGUGGCAGCUGUGGGCCUGGAGCCCAAUGUUGAACUGGCCAAGUCAGCUGGCCUGGAGGUGGACUCAGACUUCGGGGGCUUUAGGGUCAAUGCAGAGCUCCAGGCUCGCUCCAAUAUCUGGGUGGCAGGGGAUGCUGCUUGCUUCUAUGACAUGAAGCUAGGCAGGCGGCGUGUGGAGCACCAUGAUCACGCUGUGGUGAGCGGAAGGCUGGCAGGAGAGAACAUGACGGGAGCAGCAAAGCCAUAUUGGCACCAGUCCAUGUUCUGGAGUGAUCUGGGCCCGGAUGUUGGCUAUGAAGCUAUUGGUCUUGUGGAUGGCAGCUUGCCCACUGUGGGAGUGUUUGCUAAAGCAACAGCAAAGGACACCCCAAGAUCAGCCACAGAGGAAUCAGGAACUGGAAUCCGCUCUGAGAGUGAAACGGAAUUAGAAGCACCAGAGCUCAAGGUCUCGGCCGCCUCGCCUUCCAGCCUGCAGGCCCCACAGCAGGGAGAGGACUACGGGAAAGGCGUCAUUUUCUACCUCAGGGAUAAAGUGGUGGUGGGAAUUGUUCUGUGGAACAUUUUUAACCGGAUGCCAAUUGCUCGAAAGAUCAUCAAGGAUGGGGAAGAGCACGCUGACCUCAACGAAGUUGCCAAGCUCUUCAACAUUCAUGAGGAAUGAGUGUCCCGCCCAAAGCCUCAGUCUGGGAUGCAUUUGGAAACUGGAGAGAUGAAGGCCUAGGCACCAGGCUGCGUGAGCUUGUCUGCUUGUGUGCCCCCUCCCUGUCCUGCCCACCACAGUAUGUGUGAAUAUUUGUGAAUGUUUGUAAUGGCCCAAGACUUGGGCUCUCUUUGCACCAUGAAUUAAACUGGAUUCUAAAUAGCAA
Messenger RNA from Lacerta agilis (Sand lizard), 2128 nucleotides. RefSeq names its product apoptosis inducing factor mitochondria associated 1 (gene AIFM1). The coding region runs from base 91 to 1923 and encodes 610 amino acids. The record is from RefSeq and is a predicted model, not a curated record. Lineage: Eukaryota; Metazoa; Chordata; Lepidosauria; Squamata; Lacertidae. Gene Ontology annotation, molecular function: NAD(P)H oxidase H2O2-forming activity; protein dimerization activity; FAD binding. Gene Ontology annotation, biological process: apoptotic process; mitochondrial respiratory chain complex assembly. The transcript is spliced from 17 exons. Gene Ontology annotation, cellular component: cytoplasm; mitochondrion.